Thunnus maccoyii (southern bluefin tuna) is the source of this 3267-nucleotide messenger RNA. Its product is annotated as adhesive plaque matrix protein-like. Lineage: Eukaryota; Metazoa; Chordata; Actinopteri; Scombriformes; Scombridae. The record is from RefSeq and is a predicted model, not a curated record. Bases 96 to 3176 code for a protein of 1026 amino acids. The transcript has 4 exons.
CAGUUAUGAAGCAGAAACAAUAGCUUUUGGUUUUGUUGUUUGGCCACUAGCAGCACAAAGUGUAUAGGCUGUUGGACUUCCAUUUUCAAAAAAAAAUGGCUUCUUGUGUGAGGCUGCUCUUGCUCUCACUGUUAGCCUUUGGGCAGCAUGCAAAGGAACUCAGCUACAGAGGCUCAAGUGGCAUUAAACCUUACUUUGAACUGGCUGAGGAUUUCCCAAGAAGCUACAAACCUGCUUUAGCUUCCUCCAGUUAUGAGAGAUCUGCACUCCCUGGAGGUUCUCAGGGUAGUUAUGGACCCACUGAAACAACGUCACUCGAGAGCCUGAAACCCAUUCCUGCACCUAGUGCUGGAAGUUAUGGUGGUUCAUAUGGUAGGCAAGUAAAUAGUUACAGUCCAGAGGGAAGUGUUUCUAGUUACAGACCUGGCCUUCUGAUGGCUCAAAAACCCAGACAGACCCCUGAGCAGCCACACUAUCAAAUUAACCCAAAUACAAAUGGUGUCCUCCAGACCAAAGCUGGCAUGUGGGAUCUUGCUCUACCACAGAAUGGAGACAGGUUUGAGUCUGGAGUUGUUUCAAGUUAUGGAAUUGAGAUUCAUUCUGAUAAGCCGGCCAAGCCGCAGCCGUCUCCGAGCUACCCGGCCAAGCCCCAGCCCCAGCGGUCUCCGAGCUACCCGUCCAAACCGCAGCCCCAGCCCCAGCGGUCUCCGAGCUACCCGUCCAAACCGCAGCCCCAGCCCCAGCGGCCUCCGAGCUACCCGUCCAAACCGCAGCCCCAGCCCCAGCGGUCUCCGAGCUACCCGUCCAAACCGCAGCCCCAGCCCCAGCGGUCUCCGAGCUACCCGUCCAAACCGCAGCCCCAGCCCCAGCGGUCUCCGAGCUACCCGUCCAAACCGCAGCCCCAGCCCCAGCGGUCUCCGAGCUACCCGUCCAAACCGCAGCCCCAGCCCCAGCGGUCUCCGAGCUACCCGUCCAAACCGCAGCCCCAGCCCCAGCGGUCUCCGAGCUACCCGUCCAAACCGCAGCCCCAGCCCCAGCGGUCUCCGAGCUACCCGUCCAAACCGCAGCCCCAGCCCCAGCGGUCUCCGAGCUACCCGUCCAAACCGCAGCCCCAGCCCCAGCGGUCUCCGAGCUACCCGUCCAAACCGCAGCCCCAGCCCCAGCGGUCUCCGAGCUACCCGUCCAAACCGCAGCCCCAGCCCCAGCGGUCUCCGAGCUACCCGUCCAAACCGCAGCCCCAGCCCCAGCGGUCUCCGAGCUACCCGUCCAAACCGCAGCCCCAGCCCCAGCGGUCUCCGAGCUACCCGUCCAAACCGCAGCCCCAGCCCCAGCGGUCUCCGAGCUACCCGUCCAAACCGCAGCCCCAGCCCCAGCGGUCUCCGAGCUACCCGUCCAAACCGCAGCCCCAGCCCCAGCGGUCUCCGAGCUACCCGUCCAAACCGCAGCCCCAGCCCCAGCGGUCUCCGAGCUACCCGUCCAAACCGCAGCCCCAGCCCCAGCGGUCUCCGAGCUACCCGUCCAAACCGCAGCCCCAGCCCCAGCGGUCUCCGAGCUACCCGUCCAAACCGCAGCCCCAGCCCCAGCGGUCUCCGAGCUACCCGUCCAAACCGCAGCCCCAGCCCCAGCGGUCUCCGAGCUACCCGUCCAAACCCCAGCCCCAGCCCCAGCGGUCUCCGAGCUACCCGUCCAAACCCCAGCCCCAGCCCCAGCGGUCUCCGAGCUACCCGUCCAAACCCCAGCCCCAGCCCCAGCGGUCUCCGAGCUACCCGUCCAAACCCCAGCCCCAGCCCCAGCGGUCUCCGAGCUACCCGUCCAAACCGCAGCCCCAGCCCCAGCCCCAGCGGUCUCCGAGCUACCCGUCCAAACCGCAGCCCCAGCCCCAGCCCCAGCGGUCUCCGAGCUACCCGUCCAAACCGCAGCCCCAGCCCCAGCCCCAGCCCCAGCGGUCUCCGAGCUACCCGUCCCAACCCCAGCCCCAGCCCCAGCCCCAGCCCCAGCGGUCUCCGAGCUACCCGUCCAAACCGCAGCCCCAGCCCCAGCCCCAGCCCCAGCGGUCUCCGAGCUACCCGUCCAAACCGCAGCCCCAGCCCCAGCCCCAGCCCCAGCGGUCUCCGAGCUACCCGUCCAAACCGCAGCCCCAGCCCCAGCCCCAGCCCCAGCGGUCUCCGAGCUACCCGUCCAAACCGCAGCCCCAGCCCCAGCCCCAGCCCCAGCGGUCUCCGAGCUACCCGUCCAAACCGCAGCCCCAGCCCCAGCCCCAGCCCCAGCGGUCUCCGAGCUACCCGUCCAAACCGCAGCCCCAGCCCCAGCCCCAGCCCCAGCGGUCUCCGAGCUACCCGUCCAAACCGCAGCCCCAGCCCCAGCCCCAGCCCCAGCGGUCUCCGAGCUACCCGUCCAAACCGCAGCCCCAGCCCCAGCCCCAGCGGUCUCCGAGCUACCCGUCCAAACCGCAGCCCCAGCCCCAGCCCCAGCGGUCUCCGAGCUACCCGUCCAAACCGCAGCCCCAGCCCCAGCCCCAGCGGUCUCCGAGCUACCCGUCCAAACCGCAGCCCCAGCCCCAGCCCCAGCGGUCUCCGAGCUACCCGUCCAAACCGCAGCCCCAGCCCCAGCCCCAGCGGUCUCCGAGCUACCCGUCCAAACCCGAACCGCAGCCCUCGAGCUACGGUGUAACCCAAAGCAAAGCUGGCAUGUGGGAUUUGGCUCUUUCCCAGGAAGGUGCCAAGCCCCAUCUGUCUUCAAGCUACCCGCCCCCACCCCAGCCCCAGCAGUCUCCGAGCUACACGGCUAAGCCCCAGCAGCCCCCGAGCUAUGGUGUAACCCAAAGCAAAGCUGGCAUGUGGGAUUUGGCUCUUUCCCGGGAAGGUGCUAAGCCCCAGCUGUCUCCGAGCUACCCGGCCAAGCCCCGGCCCCAGCCGCAGCGGUCUCCGAGCUACCCGCCCCAGCCCCAGAGGCUUCCGAGCUACACGGCUAAGCCCCAGCAGCCCCCAAGCUAUGGUGUAACCCAAAGCAAAGCUGGCAUGUGGGAUAUUGCUCUCUCCCAGGAAGGUGUUGCCUCUGGCUCAACUGACUCAAACCCGCAAAUUAAUGUCAGAAGUUCUGCACCAGUGUAUCAGCCCCAUUGGCGGCAGCAGGUGCCUGUGUACAAUAGACUUCGUCAACCUUGGGAGGGGUCUUAAAGUGGCUGCAAGUAGGUUCCUGUUCAUGGAAGCACACAUCAGGCACUGCAAUAACUGUAAUUCAUAUUAUAAUAAACAGUGUGGAAAUGAA